GCUACAGCUAGCAUGGCCGUCCGCAGGCUCGCACGCCAAGGCCUGCAGUGGGCCGAGCAGCAGCCCGUCGCGUCCACGUCGCAGCUCGUCGCAGCAGCAGCAGCACGGCCGCCGUCGAGCAGCUGCCCCGGGUGCCGCCGAGGCCUCGCCCACGCCGUCCAGCUCGAGGCCGACAGCACCACCGCCGUCGACAAGAGCACUGGCGCACAACACGGCACAGCGCCGGUCGCCAAGAGCGGCGGGCGGUGGACCUCGCUCCUCUUCCCCUCGUCUUCAUCCUCGUCGUCGCCAAACCCGUCCACGCCCACGCCCGCACCACCAGCGCAGCUCACGGGCGCAGCGGCCGACCUCGUGCAAGAGCUCAAGCGCCAGUACCCGGACCCGAACCGCACCUGGGACCUGUUCACCCAGCUCGACUACGACGGCCGCAUCCUCGACCUGCACCACGACGCCCUCGUCAAGAUCCUCCCCGCCCUGUACCUUCGCGCGCCCAAGCACCGCACCGUCCAGAACGUGACGGCCGCCGCGCGCGCCUACCAGACCAAGGUCGACCUCGUCCGCCUGCGCCUGCGCCAAGCCGGCGUCCCCGUCACGCGCGGCGAGCACUCGGCCAUCCUGCGCCAGUUCCACGCCCUGCGCUAUGCGCCCGGGGUCGUGCGCGCGUGGGACGCCCUCGUCGCGUCGGGCGACCGCCCGCAGCCGGCCGACUGCACCAAGGCGUUCGAGGCGCUCGUCGGGUGGACAGAGCUCCACGGUCGCGCCGCCGGUCGGGCAGUCGAGCGCGCUGUCGCCAAGCCGCUCGCGCUCAAGGCAGCCGAGAUGCUGUUCCUCGACAUCGACGGGCUCGCGGCGUCGUCCUCGGCGGCCGCACGGCGCGGCGUCGACGCGGCCCUCGAGCCCUUCUUCGGCCUCGUCGUCAAGGCGGGCGACCACGCCCUGUUCGCGCGCGCGUUCAAGAAGCUGUACGGCUUCGACAUCGCCCUCCCCGGCGCCCUGUUCGACGCGUCGACCGCCGAGCGCGCCCAGUUGCGCACCAUCGGCGAGAGCGAGGUGUGCUGGAUCCUCGAGUCGCUCGCCGACAAGGACGACCUCCCCGGCAUGAUCGCCGUCUUCGAGACGUUCGACCAGCCGGCGCGCCCGACGAGCGACUUCUUUACGCCGACCUCGACCGAAGGCCGCCAGCCGCUCGCGCCGCCGACGUCCGAGGCCGACGCCCACCUCAUCGGCACGAGGGCGUUCACGAUCCUCAUCCAGACGGCGAGCCGGCUCGAGAAUGCCCACGUCGCUCGUCACUACUUCGACCUCCUGUUCAUGCGGUGGAGCGGCGACGCCGACUUGCGGCUGCGCGAGAUCGAGGACGCGGUCGGGAUCGUCGAGGCGCAGGACGACUGGGUCGACGACGCCGUCUUGACCUCGAGCGAGGCUCCUCACAACACCGUCUCGCCGCUCGACGCCUCGCCCGCCGCCGACUGCGCGCCUGCAUCUUCCCUCGACGGCGACGUGGUCGAUGUUGCCGCCACGAACGCCGUCGACGCCGUCGACGCCGCCGCCGCGAACGGCUCGGCGCCCGCACCCUCCUUCGACGCCGCCUCGUCCCUCCCUCUCGACACGUCGUCCCUACCCCUCAAUGGCUCGUCAUCCUCCACCUCGACCGCCUCGGCUACGAGCACGCCCACCUCGACCAGCUCGAUCCCGCACUCGGUGUCGCUCGUGUCGCAGUACGGCGCGCACCUGACGCCGGCGCCCUCGGCGCCGGCCAAGCCGUACGUCGUCCCGUCGACGCUCAUCGCGCACGUCGCGCACCGCGCCAAGACGCAGUACGACUCGUCGACGGCGUGGUGGCUCCGGCGCCGCACCAAGCGCAUCCUCCAGCUCAUGGAGUCGCACAUGGCGCGCAUCCAGGGCGUCCUCGAGGCGCUCGAGGUGCCUGGCGUCGGCGUCGGCGUCGACGGUGCCGCCGAGGACGGCUCGGCGCAGGCGGGAGCAGGAGGAGCGCGCGCCGAGGCGCAGAGCGUCGCCGAGCUCAAGCGCGAGCUCGCGCUCGUCGCGUACCACCUCGACCAGCUGCGCCUGACGCUGUCGAGCGUCAAGGCCGACUCGCGCAUCAUCAGCGCGUGGAAGGUGCUGCACGCGCGCCAGUCGUCGCUCUCGGUGCGCCGGCAGCGCCUCGCCGACCCGUCGCUCGGCCGGCGCGACGCGCUCAAGCGCACGCCGGCCAUGCGUCGCAAGGAGCGCCAGGUGCUCCAGGCGCGCAUGCUCCUCGUGCGGCACCGCAUCCAGAAGCUGCGCGACGUCGACGGGCUCCGGACGGGCGACGCCGAGCACGACAGGUGGGUCGCCGAUUACCGCCAGCUCAAGGCGAGGGCGUUCCCGGCCGAGGAGGCGGCGGCUCGCGACGGCGUCGAGCAGGUGCAGGCGCAGGCGCAGGCGUAGACGAGGCAGGAGACGUGUGGAUAGACGGUCCUCGUAGCUGUGCUCGCCCUUGCAGUUCUCGCUGUCCCUCGCAUUGUACACGACUCGCUCUC
Messenger RNA from Rhodotorula graminis WP1, 2525 nucleotides. RefSeq lists its product as uncharacterized. The record is from RefSeq and is a predicted model, not a curated record. NCBI's taxonomy places the organism in Eukaryota, Fungi, Basidiomycota, Microbotryomycetes, Sporidiobolales, Sporidiobolaceae. The coding region runs from base 13 to 2433 and encodes 806 amino acids. The transcript is spliced from 2 exons.